Dunckerocampus dactyliophorus (ringed pipefish) is the source of this 2297-nucleotide messenger RNA. Its product is annotated as matrilin-3-like. The transcript has 9 exons. Bases 71 to 1735 code for a protein of 554 amino acids. The record is from RefSeq and is a predicted model, not a curated record. Gene Ontology annotation, molecular function: calcium ion binding. Lineage: Eukaryota; Metazoa; Chordata; Actinopteri; Syngnathiformes; Syngnathidae.
AUAAAAAGGCUACAGACCACAGACAGUACCUACAGACUGGAGGGCAAGCAGGAGUAAACCAAAAGGCAACAUGAGUUUAUUAACAUGGGGACUGGUCUGUCUCAUUGGCGUCCUGGCCCAGGGGAUCCAUGGGUCACAGUUUGGGUCACGCAACCGGCAGAGCCUCCUAGGCAGCCCUUCCCUCUCAAAGGCUUCACCACAAGUGUCUCCAAGAAUCCACGGCAGCUUUGAAGACCUCAGAUCUGCCGAGCAAGCUUCCGAUGAAGUUCUAAGUGCUGAAAUUUUGCAAGAGGUCCGGAAGGGCGAACACAGCAUCCUGAGCAUGCCGCAGCAGGACGAGCGGGCUGGUACCAACAACUACUUGACACAGGACAGACGGAACCUAGCAUCAGCAGCUGGCAGCACUAAUUCCAGGUUUUAUCGCAGUCAGCACUCCCAUCAUCACCCGCUUACACCGCUGCAACACAAAGCAGCAAAGCAUGUUUCUCAGCAAUAUCGUCAACAUCCCAGCUCUCCUGCAUCAUUCCUAACUGGCACAGUCACCACGUCAAACUGCAGGAAUCGACCAAUCGACCUGGUUUUUAUCAUCGACAGUUCCCGCAGUGUGCGGCCUGCUGAGUUUGAAAAGGCCAAGGAGUUCCUCAUAGACAUGGUUGACACCCUGGAGAUUGGUUCAGAUGCCACCCGGGUGGGCCUCGUCAAUUAUGCCAGCACUGUGAAAAUUGAGUUUCACCUGAAGACCUAUUUUGACAAGUAUGCCCUAAAGCAGGCACUUGCCCGAGUAGAACCUCUAGCUUCAGGCACUAUGACGGGUGUCGCCAUCAAGGCCGCUAUGGAGAAAGCUUUUGUCGCGGAGGCAGGAGCCCGACCCAGCUCCAUGAACAUCGCCAAGGUAGCCAUCAUAGUGACUGAUGGGAGACCCCAGGACCAGGUGGAAGAGGUAUCUGCAGCAGCUCGGGCAGCCGGCAUUGAGAUCUACGCGGUGGGAGUAGACAGAGCAGAUUUGAUGUCCCUCCGCCUCAUGGCCAGCCAGCCUUUGGAAGACCACGUCUUCUAUGUGGAGACAUAUGGUGUCAUUGAAAAACUCACCGCCAAAUUUAGGGAAACUUUAUGUGGUGUGGAUGCAUGCGCUCAAGGACACAAUUGCCAGCAAAUUUGUGUUAACAAUGGCAACUCAUACAACUGUCAGUGUUGGGCUGGUUAUGUCUUGAACCCGGACAAGAGGACAUGCUCACGUCAAGAUGCAUGUGCCCGGGGACAUGACUGCCAACAUAUUUGUGUUAACAAUGGUGACUCUUACGUCUGCAAAUGUGGAGUGGGAUACGUCCUGAAUGCAGAUAAGAAAACAUGCUCGCGUGUAGACCCAUGUGCCAGUGGACAUGAGUGCCAACACAUUUGUAUUGACAACGGAGACUCUUACAUCUGCAAAUGUCAUCCGGGGUUUGUGUUGAAUCCAGAUAAGAAAACCUGCUCACGUUUAGCAGCAGAUGCAUGUGCCAGGGGGAAUGACUGCCAGCAAAUCUGUGUCAACAAUGGAAACUCCUACUACUGCAGAUGUCAAGUGGGAUACAUACUAAAUGUGGACCAGAAAACAUGCUCACGUGCGGACGCAUGCGCUCUUGGACACAACUGCCAGCACACUUGCGUCAACAGUGGUGAUUCGUACAUCUGCAAGUGUCGAACGGGAUAUAUUUUGAAUGCAGAUCGGCGAACAUGCUCACCUCCAGAGAAGUGAGCAGUUCCCUGCGGCCGUGACUGCUGUGUCCAACGACAAGCAUAAACCUCACGGACAUUUAUGGAACCAUUUAUCAUUGAACCAUAAAUGGAUGGAAAAAAGUUCCGAGGGUUUUAAGGAUUAUAAAAGAAGCUCAGAACAUUUAGGAUUGAUUUAAUCUUAAUUUUUGUUGUUGGAAAUGACUAUUACUAACGUAUGAUCAUUAUAAGCAAUCAGCAUUAACAUAAGUAACGUUGUCUGCUAAUUGAUCAACAGAUUUCAAACAUAUUUCUCAUGUAAUGAAAAAAACCCAAUGUUGUGAUCGUGUCUCACCUGACAGAUCAAAGUUUAAAGUGAUUGUUAACACAAGCGAACGAAAGAUAACAGCUCCAUGCAGUUGACGCACACCUAAAAUGAGCUGGGUUAUCCUUCUUUACUACAUUGACUACGACAAUAUAACGACAUAUUUUUUCCUAUUCUUUCAGAGGAAAUGAGAAGUGAAAUAACUCAAGAUGCCUGCAAGUGUGAAGCUCAGAUUUUGUUCCAGAAAAAAGUGCAGUCCACCAUUCAAGACUUGAGCAGA